Molecule: messenger RNA, 1407 nt
Organism: Cyphellophora europaea CBS 101466
Lineage: Eukaryota; Fungi; Ascomycota; Eurotiomycetes; Chaetothyriales; Cyphellophoraceae
Exons: 1
Coding region: 1-1407 (468 amino acids)
Source: RefSeq, a predicted model, not a curated record
AUGCCUAAAGGAAUCAAACGUGUAGCGGCAGUCCUAUGCAGCAUUACUCUCCUAGCGCUUAUACUGUCAAUCUACUCUCACCCACAACUUCGUGGCACAACCUCCUACCUACACGAAUGGGUUCACCCUGACUCAUUUCAAAAGCCUGUGCUUCAGCAGUCGGACGUUGACAACCCGCAAUACACCAGUCCCACUUUGCCAAUUACUCCGGGUAUAAGUUCUACCUACCACGAGAUCUUCUCACGCUCUACCCCGGAUGGAAAGUACUAUGCCCUGGAUUUUGGCGACUACCGAGCUACGAAUCCCAACAUAAUCCCUCAUCCACACCUCCCAGGCUCUUAUAUCCUUGUCGCUCAGCAAGGGCGCUCAGAGGUUGAGAACACGGUUUGGUUUGCCGAGCUCUCCUGUACCGCUAGCUUCUCGCCCAGGUCAUCUCCUUCCGCUUCCAACACGCGUACAGACUCUAGCGCCAUUUCUCAAGCAAUAAGUUGCGAUAUAUCUCCAUUGAUUCUGCCAAUAGCUCUCACUGUGAGUCCGUACUGUUCUGGCCCUAUCGAGCACUUUGGUUGGAAUGUUGGUCCUCAUGAUGCACGUGUUGUUUACGGGCCGCACAAUCCUUACGUGAUUUAUGGGAGUAACUCUCAACACACGUGUUUUGGACAGUGGAUACAAGAUCUUCGGCUUCUUGUUGAUUGGGGCAGGGAGGAGGGAAGCCCGCCACAGCCAUAUCGAACGCCAACUGAUUUACAGCGGCCAGGAGGAUACAGAGCGGUGGAGAAGAACUGGUUCAUAUUUUGGAAUGCGGCGGGAGAUGCAUAUCUCCAUCAUGACAUCUAUCCAAAGCGCGUUUUCGCGAAGCUGGAAGCUGAUGGUAGUGUUGGCGAGGAUCUCGCACCAAUCUCAGCAGAGACGGACGAAGCCUGUCUGAAGAUGCAUAUGCCUGAGAUUCCCGAGGCGCAAGAAAGUAUUCAUCAAGCCACCAACUCGCUGUCUGUUACAAUGUGCAAACGGGGUCAGCAGGGCUGCGAGACUGGUGUUGGGAACACGUACAUCAUGACAAUCAUCCAGCACAAGCGCUUCUAUUCGCUGCAUAGUGUUUACGAACCCUAUGUCGUGCUAUUCCAGCCUACAGCGCCGUAUGCAUUGCAUGCGAUAUCGAAGAAGCCAAUCUGGAUCCAUGGACGGGGCGGACCUGGGGAGAAGCGGCCGAAACAGGUGCCAGCACAUGUGGAAUGGGACCAGACCGAAAUGUUGUAUGUGACGUCGAUGAGUUGGAAGUCACACGGACAGCGAUAUCAUGGUCAUAUCGACGAUGAGCUGUUCGUGGGCUUCGGCAUUGAAGAUGAGACCUCAGGUCUUAUUGACAUUCUAGCGAGUGAUCUACUUGAAGAGCUCGCGCUAUGCUAA